This is a messenger RNA of Clonostachys rhizophaga, 942 nucleotides long. Lineage: Eukaryota; Fungi; Ascomycota; Sordariomycetes; Hypocreales; Bionectriaceae. The record is from the annotation of a GenBank genome assembly.
AUGGACGCCGUACUGGACCACUACUUCCAGGCUCCUCCUGUCACAAGGACCUUCACUGCCAUUACCGUUGUUCUAUCGUUGGGCGUAAUCCUAGGUGCCCUCUCAGACAAGACCUUCGCGUACUACCCGCUCUACGUGUACAAGUUCCCGCCCGAGAUAUGGCGAUGCGUGACUGGAUUCAUGAUAACCGGCUCCGGCAUGAGCUUCCUCUUCCAGAGCUACCAUCUCUUCAUUUACAUGAGCCAAUUGGAAGUUGGCAACCCCAGAUUUUCCAAGACUGAGGACUUUAUUUGGUACCUCAUGUGCGUAGGGGGUGCAAUUCUGUGCUUUGCCUCUACAACUAUCACGGUUCCUGGAAAUGAGGAAGAUUACCCCUGCAUUGCGAGCUGGCCCAAUAUUCGCAAACCUCGGGUCAGUUUCGGGGUGCAGGCAUGGUGGGAUAGCUUAUGGAUGGCCCGCGGAAUUAAUCAUCUCGUCGGAUUUCCGUUCACGUUCUUCCUAGACGCCCUGAUCCUCGCCAUGUGCUACACCACCACGCAGGAACAGCGAGGGAUGAAGACCAAGUUCCUCUUCAUGUUCACUAUCCCAGCCCAGCUGCUCCCAUACUGCCUGAUUCUGUUCAAUCUCGUCUUCCCCGGAGGUGCCAUCAGGAUGAUCCUGGAGAUCUACGGGCUGAUUGCCGCGCAUCUCUUCGAUUUCCUGACCAAGGUCUGGCCGCGAUACGGUGGAAACGGUCGUAGCCUGCUACCAACGCCACCUCUUCUAGCCACGCUGGUAAACUUCGUGAGCCAAAAUCUCCCGAAUUUACAGGCUCGAAUGGCCCCUGCUCCGGCUCCUGAAAGCUCCUCGUCGGGGUCCUCUACUGGCAGACCUGCGGGUUCGUCGGGUGGCCCUCUGCCAGAUUCAUGGCGAACAAGAGGCCCGGGCCACCGUCUGGGCUAG